Triticum turgidum subsp. durum (durum wheat) is the source of this 825-nucleotide messenger RNA. NCBI's taxonomy places the organism in Eukaryota, Viridiplantae, Streptophyta, Magnoliopsida, Poales, Poaceae. The record is from the annotation of a GenBank genome assembly.
AUGGCCGAGCUGCCUCUCGGGUACCGUUUCUACCCUACCGAGGAGGAGCUGGUGCGCUUCUACCUCCGACACAAGCUCGACGGCAGCCGCCGAGCCGACAUCGAGCGCGUCAUCCCUGUCGUCGACGUCUUCUCCCUCGACCCAUGGCAGAUCCCAGAGGUGCACCGGGGAGCUUGCGCCAGGCACGGGGAGCCGUGGUUCUACUUCUGCGCACGGCAGGACCAAGUGGCGCGGGGCGGCCGGCCGAGCCGAUUGACGCCGUCGGGGUACUGGAAGGUGGAGGGCUCACCAGGGUUGGUCUACUCCGCCGACGGCUGCCCCGUCGGGACCAAGAAGACCAUGGUGUUCUACCGCGGCCGCAGGCAGGCCGCGGCCAAUACUAAAUGGAGGAUGAAAGAGUACAGAGCCCUCGACGAGGAAGACGGUGCCGAUGCCGAUGCAGAUGUCGCCGCUCCGGCACCGAACCCUGUGUUCAAGGUGCGGAGCGAGUUCAGCUUGUGCCGGCUAUACACAAGUUCACGCAACCUCCGGCAGUUCGACCGCCGGCCGUGCACUGCCUUCGCCGGAGGCAGCCGCGCAUCGUCGUCCGCCGCGCCUGCAUCGCCAAAUGAAGACGUUGAAGUGGGAAGGGGUCAGAAAAGGAGAAGGCAUGCAGCUAACAUCAACACGCCGUCUAGCGACGCUUACCACCCUGUGCCGCAGCAGCAGGGAGCUCGCCGACCACAUGACCAACUGGGCAGAGCUAUUGGACUCGACCGACUGGGCAGAGCUUUUGGACUGGAUCUAAGAAAUGGAUGGCAUCUAUCCAAAACUGGAGAUUUUUAG